AUGGAGAGAUACGACAUCUUAAGAGAUCUUGGCUCCGGUAACUUUGGAGUUGCCAAACUUGUCAGAGAGAAAGCCAACGGAGAGUUUUACGCCGUUAAAUACAUCGAGAGGGGACUUAAGAUUGAUGAACAUGUACAGAGAGAGAUCAUUAACCAUAGAGACUUGAAGCAUCCCAAUAUCAUCAGAUUCAAAGAGGUUUUUGUAACACCAACACAUCUUGCCAUAGUAAUGGAGUAUGCAGCCGGUGGUGAACUUUUUGAAAGAAUUUGCAAUGCCGGUAGAUUCAGCGAAGACGAAGCCAGGUAUUAUUUCAAACAACUUAUCUCUGGAGUUAGCUAUUGUCACGCUAUGCAAAUAUGUCACAGAGAUCUUAAGCUCGAGAAUACACUCUUAGACGGGAGCAAAUCGUCGCAACUCAAAAUAUGCGAUUUCGGAUAUUCGAAGUCAUCAGUUUUACACUCUCAGCCAAAAUCAACCGUGGGAACUCCGGCUUAUGUUGCACCGGAGGUCUUGUCCCGGAAAGAGUAUGACGGGAAGAUUGCAGAUGUGUGGUCGUGUGGGGUGACAUUAUAUGUAAUGUUAGUUGGUGCCUAUCCCUUUGAAGAUCCAGAAGAUCCAAGAAACAUUAGAAAAACCAUUCAGAGGAUAUUAAGUGUACAUUACACCAUACCGGACUACGUCAGGAUUUCCUCCGACUGCAAGCAUCUCUUGUCUCGUAUCUUCGUCGCUGACCCUGAUACGAGAAUAACUAUGCCGGAAAUCGAAAAGCACCCCUGGUUCUUGAAGGAUCCUCUGCCGGAGUUUGCAGAGGGGAAAUGCGACAGUGGAGAUGAGACAGGAGUGGAAGAAGAAGAAGAAGACAACGAAGAGAAGUGUCGACAAAGUGUUGAAGAGAUAGUGAAGAUCAUAGAAGAAGCGAGAAAGGGAGUGAAUGGCACGAAUAACAAUGGUGGAUUAGGCUUAUUAGAUGGCGGCAGCAUGGAUUUCGAUGAUAUUGAUGAUGCUGACAUUUAUGAUGAUGUUGAUGAUGCUGAUGAUCACAGAAAUGGUGAUUUUGUAUGUGCUGUGUGA
Molecule: messenger RNA, 1071 nt
Organism: Microthlaspi erraticum
Lineage: Eukaryota; Viridiplantae; Streptophyta; Magnoliopsida; Brassicales; Brassicaceae
Source: the annotation of a GenBank genome assembly